Molecule: messenger RNA, 345 nt
Organism: Oppiella nova
Lineage: Eukaryota; Metazoa; Arthropoda; Arachnida; Sarcoptiformes; Oppiidae
Source: the annotation of a GenBank genome assembly
AUGGUGACUCCAUUAAACACAACCUAUAAUAAUGAAGCCCUGUCCGACUUUUUGGCUGAGGGACCAGUAGUUGUGUUCACUAAGUCCAGUUCCCCUGCAUUCCAGUCAUACGCCGGCGGUAUACUAGACAGCAGUGAGUGCAAUACUGCUGGCCUUCCGGAUCACAGCCUACUUCUGGUGGGAGAGGGUGUCGAAAAUGGGGUCGAAUAUUGGUUGGCUAGAAAUAGUUACGGUGAAGAUUGGGGUGAAAAUGGUUACAUACGACUGACUAAGGGUACAAAUGUGUGCGGGAUCGGUUAUGGAUAUGUACUUGUUCAGUGGGUGACAAAUAAUAAACAUCAAUGA